Prunus mume (Japanese apricot) is the source of this 1574-nucleotide messenger RNA. Its product is annotated as peroxisomal adenine nucleotide carrier 1-like. The record is from RefSeq and is a predicted model, not a curated record. Lineage: Eukaryota; Viridiplantae; Streptophyta; Magnoliopsida; Rosales; Rosaceae. Gene Ontology annotation, molecular function: ATP transmembrane transporter activity; ADP transmembrane transporter activity. Gene Ontology annotation, cellular component: peroxisomal membrane. Gene Ontology annotation, biological process: peroxisome organization; ATP transport; fatty acid beta-oxidation.
UGAGAAAGAAGAAUGUUCACGUUUCCGAUUCCCAAGAAGAUACACAAACUAUGAGCAACCCGUUCCAAUUGCUCUCUCUCUCUCUCUCUCUCUCUCUGCGUCACUUACAUUCGCUUACUAACUGAAAGCACACCAUCCCAUAUUAUGGACCUACCUAGCUCCUCAUGAAUUGCAUUACCUCAGCCUUUUUCACUCACAAAUCAUAGCCUUCUUCUCUUCUUCAUUCCCUCAAAACCCAAUUCUCUCUAUUUUUUUAUAAGACCAACUUAAGAGAGGGAGAAGAUGGGCUUUGAUCUUGAAUCUGUAGCAGAGGCAACAUCAGGGGCCAUUGGAGCUUUGGUUAGCACCACCAUCUUGUACCCACUUGAUACCUGCAAGACCAAGUAUCAAGCUGAAGUCCGAGCUCACCAUCAGCAGAAGUACAGGAACAUUUCUGAUGUUUUAUGGGAAGCAAUUUCUACCCGUCAGGUGCUUUCUUUAUACCAGGGCCUUGGGACAAAGAACUUCCAGUCCUUUAUUUCACAGUUCAUCUACUUCUAUGGAUACAGUUUUUUUAAGAGGUUAUACUUGGAGAAAAGUGGAAAUAAAACCAUGGGAACUAAAGCAAACUUGAUAAUUGCAUCUGCUGCCGGGGCUUGCACAGUGAUAGUGACACAGCCCUUGGAUACAGCAUCCUCAAAGAUGCAGACAAGUGAGUUUGGGAAAUCCAAAGGACUCUGGAAGACUCUUUCAGAGGGAACUUGGAUUGAGGCAUUUGAUGGUCUUGGCAUAUCUCUUCUUUUGACAUCUAACCCAUCUAUCCAGUACACUGUAUUUGAUCAGCUGAAACAAAGACUGUUGAGGGGGCAGCUGAGCAAAAGAACAGGUGCAGAGUCAUCUCCAGAAGCUCUUUCUGCCUUCUCUGCUUUUGUAUUGGGUGCUGUCUCAAAGUGUAUUGCAUCCUGCUUGACUUACCCAGCCAUCAGGUGCAAGGUCAUGAUUCAAGCAGCAGAAGAAGAUGAAGAAGGUAACAAGGAAGCUCAAAACGGAUCUAAAAAAUCCAAAAAGACAAUUUCAGGUGCAUUUUUUGCCAUCUGGAAAAGAGAGGGCCUUUUGGGUUUCUUCAAGGGAUUACAGGCCCAGAUACUAAAAACUGUGCUAAGCUCGGCAUUGCUUUUGAUGAUAAAGGAAAAGAUCACAAAGACAACCUGGGUCCUAUUGCUUGCUCUGAGGAGGUUUUUUUUUCUCAACAAGAGCAAAUUAAAGAGCGCUUGAAUUAGUGAUGACAGUGAGAAUUGGAAUUUUACAUAUCAGAUGCUAUAAUGCCGGUGGAUGCUGGAAAAGUUCAGUUUCAAAUCAACAAGGAACAUAUGGAUUAGAGACGAAGUUUUUUUUUUCUUUUAUGUAUAUAUUGUUUUUGUUCAUCAUCCUGUUCACUUCGGUUGUCAGAAAAAUGGUAAGAUUGACAUUGUUCCUUUUUAAAUCUUGAAGCAGAAUUUUGUGUAUCUUCGACUAGCAGCGUGUAAUGAACCUUUAAUUGGAAUUAUGACUUUCAGUCAAUAAAUUAUAGGGAUUGUGAUUCCCAUUUAUGAAUC